Messenger RNA from Python bivittatus (Burmese python), 3817 nucleotides. It is a transcript of the gene LIMK2, whose product is annotated as LIM domain kinase 2. Gene Ontology annotation, biological process: protein phosphorylation; actin cytoskeleton organization. The record is from RefSeq and is a predicted model, not a curated record. Lineage: Eukaryota; Metazoa; Chordata; Lepidosauria; Squamata; Pythonidae. Gene Ontology annotation, cellular component: cytoplasm; nucleus. Gene Ontology annotation, molecular function: ATP binding; protein binding; protein serine/threonine kinase activity.
GGCCCCAGGCAGACCAUGCGUAGCCUAGUGCAAGGGUGCGCAAACUUUUUUUGUGCUGAGCGGGGCCCUGAAGCUGCCUUUCCAAUAGGGGAUUUAUGAUGAAAACCGAAUGGGAUUUCGUUGCACUAAAUUAUUCCCCACUACUUUUCCUUUUCCAUUACAUUAACUGCUCACAUUGGACUCCUUUUGGAAAGGAAGUACUGUAUUCAAGGUCAGCCCUCGACAGGCUGGAUGGUCUCCAAAUGCGUGGACUCCUAGAAUUCUCAGGAGCGGCCAAGCUGGCUGCCGGUUCUAGCAACUGAAGUCUACACAUCUUGGAGAAGAGACCCAGUUGCCUCAGGGACGGUGGGAUCAGGGAAAGGCAUUCCUCAGUGCUGUCAUUGGACUACAGUGCCCAGAAGUCUUUGUAAUGGGGAGGUUGCCUUUAAAAACGGAAUAGCAUAGCAUAGCCCAUCUCCCUUGAUCUGGAUGUCUUCUGGAUGUGUUGGUAAAUAUGUUUGUAAAUACAGUAAAUAAAUGUUCAGCCAAGACCAUCCUGGAUUUGAAGUCCACAUCCCCGGAGGGGGCCCACAUUGCGCAAGGCUGAUUCAAACACUUCAUUGAAAAAAUUGCGAUCAGGCAGCCCCCUUGAAAAAGCUCUUCUUACUGUCGGAAGUUGGUGAAGCUUAACCGGGCCGAAGUAGCUCAGAUGUGAAGAGAAGUGUCCUAAAUUCAGUUGUUCUGAGUGCCAGGACCUCCUCACCAACUGGUACUACGAGAAGGAUGCCAAGCUGUACUGCCCCAAGGACUACUGGCGGAAGUUUGGAGAGUCUUGCCACGGCUGCUCGCUGCUGAUGACGGGGCCCGUCAUGGUGGCUGGGGAAUACAAGUACCACCCAGAAUGCUUUGCAUGUAUGAGAUGUAAAGUGAUCAUUGAAGAUGGUGACACGUAUGCUUUGGUGCAGCACUCGGCUCUUUACUGUGGCAAAUGUCAUAACCAGUUUGUGCUGACACCAAUGAUCGAAAGACUGUCAACAGAGUCUUUGUGUGAACAGCUGCCGUACACUCUGACGCUCAUCUCCAUGCCUGCAGCCACUGAUGGCAAAAGGGGGUUCACUGUGGCUGUGGAAGGGGGCUGCUCACCCUAUGCUGCUACUGUUGAAGUGAAAGAAGUCAACCGAACGCACAUAAGUCCUGAUGUCCAAAAUGCCAUUCACCCUGGAGACAAGAUCUUGGAGAUCAACGGAAACCCAGUUCGCACACUGCAAACUGAAGAGGUCAAGGAACUGAUUCACAAGACAAAUCAAAUUCUUCAGCUGUUAAUUGAGCAUGACCCGGUCUCUCAGCGCUUGGACCGGUUGCGUCUGGACUCUCGGCUGUCGGGGUGCAAUAAAAAGUCCUCAUCCUGUUCAAUUUCUGCCCUGGAGCUCAAGGAGAAUCUGGAAGGAACACUGCGACGUCGCUCCCUCAGGCGAAGCAACAGCAUUUCCAAGUCCCCUGGUCCCAGCUCCCCCAAGGAACCGCUCAUCCUGAGCCGCGAUAUCAGUCGUUCGGAAUCACUUCGCUCUUCCACUAGCUGUUCCCAGCAGAUCUUCCGCCCCUGUGACCUGAUCCAUGGGGAGGUCCUGGGCAAAGGUUUCUUUGGUCAAGCAAUCAAGGUGACUCAUAAAGCCACAGGAAAGGUGAUGGUGAUGAAGGAAUUGAUUCGCUGUGAUGAAGAAACACAGAAGACCUUCCUGACAGAGGUGAAGGUGAUGCGCAGCUUAGAGCAUCCCAAUGUCCUGAAGUUCAUUGGGGUGUUGUACAAGGACAAGAAAUUGAAUCUUCUCACAGAGUACAUUGAAGGGGGGACUCUGAAGGACUUCCUCCGAAACGUGGACCCAUUUCCCUGGGAACAGAAGGUCAGCUUUGCAAAAGGAAUUGCCUCUGGAAUGGCUUACCUGCACUCCAUGCGCAUCAUCCACCGAGAUCUGAACUCCCACAACUGCCUGAUCAAACUGGACAAUACGGUGGUGGUUGCUGACUUUGGCCUCUCCCGGCUGAUUGUGGAGGAAAGGAACAAGCCCUCCCUGGAAAAGCCACUGGCCAAGAAGCGCACGCUGCGCAAGAGUGACCGGAGAAAGCGCUACACGGUGGUUGGGAACCCCUACUGGAUGGCCCCAGAGAUGCUAAACGGGCAGAGCUACGACGAGACGGUCGAUAUCUUCUCCUUUGGGAUAGUGCUCUGUGAGAUCAUAGGACAAGUGUACGCGGACCCAGACUGCCUCCCUCGCACACUGGAUUUUGGCCUCAACGUGAAGCUGUUCUGGGAAAAGUUUGUUCCUGUGGACUGUCCCCCUGCCUUUUUCCCUCUGGCAGCCAUCUGCUGCAGGCUGGAGCCGGAGAGCAGGCCCCCGUUUUCCAAACUGGAGGAUUCUUUUGAAGCCCUUUCUUUGUACCUGGGGGAACUGGGCAUCCCUCUCCCUUCUGAACUGGAGGAACUGGACCACAGUGUGAGUGUGCAGUUUGGCCUGAUUCGGGACAAGCUGUCGGGCAAUCUCACAUAGUCCCCCCACGCCCACCACUCCGCCAUCGCUGCGCAUCUCUCCACGGAUUGUCCUGGUGGCAGCAGAAAGAACUCCAUUCCAGCCCUUUGGAGGGGACAGGAAGGUGCCUCCUGCCUCCAACACCUUCACCUCCCGUGGAUUGUGGCACUUCCUGAAAGCAUCGCCCCGUCCUCCAUGCUACUUGCUUCUUAAUACAGAUGCUCUAGCUUUGGAAACACAAUUCCCAAGAGUCUGGGUGUGGGCCUGCCUUCCAACUCAAUACACUACAGGUUGUGAAGCCGCCUGGUUGUGCUCACAUAGCAGAGACAGAGCCUCGAUGCAACCUUGGGGUUGCCUUUGACUGCGGCUCCCUGCUAGACCAAGCAAUCGGAGGGCAGCCUCAACUCCCUGCACAGACCUCUACAGAUGGGACUGUUGAAGUUUGCAGAGUUUGUCUCACAAGGACAGCUGUAAACAACGAUCUCUGGCCAAAGAAAUGUUCAUGCACUACACGGAUAGGACAUGGUAUUUCAUGUCUACCUUGUUGGACGAAGCAGCUGUGGCGCACAUGUCACAGGGCCAUAGGCUUGGGGUGGGGGCUGGCUUCCACUUAGGAGAUCAGCAGCUUCCCCAUUUGGGGGAGGGGUUGGUUCAUUGUGGGAUAGUUGAGAUGGAUCCCUGGAAGUAAGUGCUUAUACUCAAACUAUAUGUAGCUGACCAGGAGUAGAGUUAUCAACUUGGGCCACAGAUCUGAAAGACUGGCACAUUAUAGUCACUACCUCUGUCCUCCAUUUCAGGCCUCUCCCCUUUCAGAGAAAGAAACACUUGGCUUGGGGCCGUCGUGCCCCACAUUCUUCUGGACGUAGAGAGGAAGCUGCGCUGGUUGCAUCUCUCCCCUCUGCAAAAUAUAUUAAGUGCUACUUAAGGGUUGGCAACAUAUGGACCACCAGAUAUUGAGCAACUCCCAGCAGCUGUGGCCACAAGUCCAAGAGUGAAGAAUGCUGGGAGUUGUAGUUUAGUGGUAUCUGGAGGGUCUCCAAUCCCCCUCACACUACCAAAACGCAAAAUGUUGGACCCAUAUAUGGUAGGUUUAGGCAGUUGCUCCAGAUCCAAUGCAUUUAGACCAGAUUUUUUUGUUGUUCCUAAAAAGUGUGUGUGCACGUGUGUAUAAAUGGGCUAGUUCCAGGAAGGAGAAACCUGGAUCAUGUGUUCAAGAGAUUCCACACAUUCCUGUAAUUGCACAGCAAAUUUUUGUCUAAAUUAAAAGCAAUAAAGUUUGUUUUACAAAGCUGAAAAUCGAUGGCAGUUGUUGA